ACCUGGACGGAAGUGAACAUAAAAGGCAGCACAGGUAGAGUCCUCCUCCCCCUCCUCCUCCCCCUCCUCCUGAUCCAGGUAGCAGCGCUCUCCUAUGAGUCUCUCAGUCGGUGGAGAGCAGCAGGCUGGUGUUGGACAUGUUUCACUGCAGUAACUAUGAGACACCUUGAGACCUUCUUCUUCCGCUUCUGCUCCCUCAUCAUCAGGAACCUCACGGACUAAUGGGGCUUCUACUGCUGAGCCUGGUUCUGCGGUACUGGAUCAACACCGUGGAGGGAUCAUGUUCAGCUGGCAGCGCUGUGACUUGUGACCAGUGUCUGCAGCUUAGUUCUCACUGUGCCUGGUGCACACAGGAGAACUUCACAGACUGGUUCACCGUCAGCGAUCGAUGUGACACACUGGAUGUUUUAUUAGAGAAGGGAUGUCCCCGGGACCAGCUGGAGUACCCUGUUUCCAAAAGCCAAAUCCUGCAGAAUCGCCCUGUUGGGAGGAAGACCGGGAAAGUUAACAGCACUCAGAUCUCCCCACAGAAAAUGUCUCUCAAGCUUCGACCUGGUAGUCAGGUGACUUUCCAGGUGAAGAUUCAGCACACUGAAGACUAUCCUGUGGACAUCUACUACCUGAUGGACCUGUCAGCAUCCAUGGUGGACGAUCUGGAGAUGAUCAAAGACCUGGGCUCCACUCUGUCUAAAGAGAUGGCUAACCUCACCAGUAAAUUCAGGAUGGGCUUUGGCUCUUUUGUGGAGAAACCAGUCCUGCCUUUCAUUAAGAUAACAGAAGAGGAGCUUGUUGACCCCUGCAGGGGCACCAGAUAUACCUGCGUGCCAACGUUCGGAUACAAACACGUGUUGUCUCUGACGAGUAAAACAGACGAGUUCAACGAGAUCAUCAGGAAGCAGAGCAUCACGGCUAACAUCGACCUGCUGGAGGGGGGCUUCGACGCCGUCAUGCAGGCCUCCGUCUGUGGGGACAGGAUCGGCUGGAGGAAUGACUCCAUGCGGUUGCUGGUGUUCGUCAGUGAUGCUGACUCACACUUUGGGAUGGACAGUAAGCUGGCCGGCAUCGUGGUUCCCAAUGAUGGGCAGUGUCACAUGGAUGUUAACAAUGAAUACUCCAUGUCCACAGUGCAGGAGUAUCCCACUCUGGCUCAGCUGAGUGAUAAGGUGGUGGAGAACAAUAUCCUGCUCAUAUUUGCUGUGACAGAGAAUCAGAAGAGUAACUACCUGAACUAUGCAAAUGUCAUACCUGGCGCCACAGUCGGGGUCCUCGCCAUGGAUUCUCGAAACAUCCUGGAGCUGAUUGUGACAGCGUACAAAGAGCUGCGUUCAGAGGUCGAGCUGGAGGUCCUCGGAGACACUGAAGAGCUCAAGAUGUCCUUCACAGCUAUCUGCCCGAACGGGAGCGUUCAGCCUGACGUGAAGCACUGCUCCAACAUCAAACCUGGAGAGACGGUAGUCUUCAACGUUUCUGUGGAGCUCCCUGGAUGCCUCUCUGGGCUCCGUCACUUCUCCCUCAAACCGGUGGGCCUCCAUGACAGCCUGGACGUUGAGCUGGAGUCUCUCUGCUCGUGUGACUGCCAGCGGCCUCCUGAAGCGAACAGCAGCCAGUGCGUGGAGGGCCAGGGGGCUUUCCAUUGCGGCGUGUGCGAGUGUCAGCCAGGGUUCAUGGGAGCAGAGUGCGAGUGCAAUGAGGAGAGCGCUUUGUUGAGUAACUGCCUCUCUAACAACGAGUCCUCGAUAUGCAGCGGUCAGGGCCAGUGCUACUGCGGACAGUGUGUGUGUGAGGCCUCCAGCUUUGGACGCAUCUACGGACCUUUCUGCGAGUGUGAUGAUUACUCAUGUGCUCGAUUCCGUGGGGAGCUCUGUGGAGGCCAUGGGAGGUGUGACUGUGGGGAGUGUCACUGUGAAGCCGGCUGGACGGGGGAGUACUGUAACUGCAGCAGCAGCACCGAGGCGUGCAUGUCAGAGGACGGCUCGGUCUGCAGCGGCCGGGGUCGAUGUGAGUGUGAUCAGUGCAUCUGUACCGUACCUGGAGCAUCUGGGGACAGGUGUGAGAAGUGCCCAACAUGUGGAGACGCCUGCAGCUUUGCAAGGUCCUGUGUGGAGUGCCAUCUGCAAGAUAAAGAGAGUGCUGAGUCGUGUGAGCAGAGGUGCAGCACCCCGAAAGUUACAAUCAACACAACAGCAGAUUAUGACAAGAGCGCCUCUAUGCAAUGCACGCUAAUGACUGAGAACGAGUGCUGGAUCUCCUUCAGCGUGGUAGCAGGGGAGACCGGGAUCAUGGCCUACAGUCUCCAGAUUUACGGUUGUCCAGAGCCUCCCAACAUCCCCAUGAUUAUCCUGGGAGUCUCGCUCUCCAUCGUGUGCAUCGGCCUGAUCCUGCUGGGCGUGUGGAAGGUGCUGGUGUCUGUCCACGACCGCAAAGAGGUGGCCAAGUUUGAAGCGGAGAGAUCCAAGGCGAAGUGGCAGUCGGGGACCAACCCUCUGUUCAGAAGCUCAACGUCAACUUUCAAAAACGUUACCUACAAGAACAGAGAGAGAGAAAAGAUGAUUACACUGGAUACCUACUGAGGACAAGCCGCAGGCCGUCUGAGUGCACUUACCUGUGUGUGUCUGUGUGUGUGUGUGUGUGUGUGUGUAUGUGUGCGUGUGUAUGAGAGAUGAAGUGUGUUUUUGAAUGAAAAGUGUUGAUCCUGAGACGUUGACCCACAGUGGAGCUGGCUGUGAUGAACACUACAUGAUGAACCUGCUGCUGUAAAGUGCACUGUGCCGUUAAACACUGAACCUGCGUUACCUUUGAACAAACUUCACACACCUUCGUCUGCUGUAACACGCGGCUGUGGAAACAAACGUCUACCUUCUCGUGGUCUACUACUGAACGUCUUUGUUUUAUUCAUAUGAAUGUAAAUAUGCAGGGGGAUGAUUUUAAAUAUUGUGUUUGGUUGUUUUAUGUAAAGUGAGGCUGAGCCUCCAUUGUUGAGUUUUGUAGUGUCACAAACUAAGACGUGUUUUGACUUCUUGUGAAAUGACACUUCUGGCAUUAAGGGUUUAUUAUGUGUUAAAAGAGUUCUGUAAUCUUCUGACCAACAGUGAAAUGACUGGAUUGUUCAGACUUGGCAUGAAAAGCAGAUUCAAAGUUUAAUUAGUGUGCAGUGAAACACUGAGCUCGAUCAGAAAGAGACUUUCUGUUUCUCUCUCUUUCCAGACCAGUAAAGGAAGAGUAAUAAACUUUAUUUAACUGCUCCUACUCAGCAGACAACAUGGA
Notolabrus celidotus (New Zealand spotty) is the source of this 3264-nucleotide messenger RNA. RefSeq names its product integrin, beta 6 (gene itgb6). The coding region runs from base 222 to 2570 and encodes 782 amino acids. Gene Ontology annotation, cellular component: cell surface; focal adhesion; integrin alphav-beta6 complex. NCBI's taxonomy places the organism in Eukaryota, Metazoa, Chordata, Actinopteri, Labriformes, Labridae. The transcript has 15 exons. The record is from RefSeq and is a predicted model, not a curated record. Gene Ontology annotation, molecular function: integrin binding. Gene Ontology annotation, biological process: integrin-mediated signaling pathway; cell adhesion mediated by integrin; cell-matrix adhesion.